Manihot esculenta (cassava) is the source of this 1292-nucleotide messenger RNA. Its product is annotated as protein TIFY 3B. Gene Ontology annotation, cellular component: nucleus. NCBI's taxonomy places the organism in Eukaryota, Viridiplantae, Streptophyta, Magnoliopsida, Malpighiales, Euphorbiaceae. The transcript has 5 exons. Gene Ontology annotation, biological process: regulation of defense response; response to wounding; regulation of jasmonic acid mediated signaling pathway. The record is from RefSeq and is a predicted model, not a curated record. The coding region runs from base 203 to 892 and encodes 229 amino acids.
AGUGACCACCAAACGAUGAUUGACUCAUACUUUAUUACAGAAAUAUUGAGUUAGCCUGGCCGCUCCGCCAUUAAAAGAUUAAGAAAUACUGAAAAGGUCAGGUCAAGCUGCUUCCUUUGUCAUAAAAUUCUCUGUUUUUUGUGUUUCCCAAGAAAAACAAAAGCAAGAAAUUUGGUGGGUUAUUGAUCUCGAUCUGGAUCAAAUGGAGGCUGAAGCUGAUUCCUACAAUGAAGUGAAGCCCAAAGCUGGGGAUUGCCAAGAGGUUUCCAUUAAUAAGAGUGUCAUGGAUGCUGCUACCGGCGCUGAUGGGGACACUGGAUCUCUCCUUCUUCUCCGAACCAACAGCUCCAGGCCUACUGCUAUGGCAACAUCUGGACCAAAUGCUGCAGUCCCUGCCUCAGAUCAACUUACCAUCUUCUAUGGUGGAAGUGUUCUUGUAUUUGAUGCAAUUCCUGCAGAAACGGCUCGUGAAAUUAUGCUUAUUGCAGCCGCAGCAGCAGCUGCUGUUAAACCUGCUGAGGUGAAGAAGACUGUUUCUGGCUCUCCAGCUGGUGGAACGCCAGUUCUUACCAGGUCUCCUUCACUACAAAGUGCUACAAGUGCUUUGGCUUCACCAAGAGCCCAGCCCUAUCCAGUGCAUCAAGGUUCCUCCCUUUGCAAAUUGCAAGCUGAAUUACCAAUUGCAAGGAGACAUUCUCUUCAGCGAUUUUUUGAGAAGCGACGUGACAGACUGUGCAGCAAAAGCCCAUAUCCCACUCCACCAGCAACCAAAAUGGCUGAAACCACAAAACCUGAUUUCAGUGCUGAAGUUUCACCAGAUGCAGGCUGCUUGGGGAAACCUCUUGCACCAGAAAAAGAAAUUCAACCAAAGGUUGCUGCCAAUGUAGCGUAAAUAUGCACAAAUGCUUCUGAUGUAUCAUGGACAGGGAAAGUCUUGUAUCAGCUUAUAUUUGUUAGCUUGUACUGUUCUAGCAAAAUUUCGUAGUGUGCUGGGAAGAUGAUGUUUUGACUUGCUUUUGGAUAUACUGUGGUAAAUGGAACAAAUUCUCAUUGAAACUAAUGGGAAUUUGUUCACAUAGUUGCCUCAUAGUCAUAACCGAAGGCGGUUGAAAUGUCUUGCUGAACCAGGGCUACCAAAACAACUAUUUGCUUUACUGUUAACUGCCACAAGCGAUUGAUAUAUGAUGGACAUGUGUGUCGUCUGCUUGUUGUGUGACUGUCUAAAGUGUAACGUUUAACAUUAAGAGACUUAUUGCAUGCUAAUGUCAUACAUUCUCGCGUGUUGUGUUAAA